AUGGAGUCGUCCGAAGUAGAGAAAAAUGGGAAAGGCGACGCUCAACCGACUCAACAACACUCGUCGAGUGCACCAGCCACAAAAAUGAUCCGCUCUCCGAUCGAUUUGGUCAAAUGGAAACGUUCAAAGGCUUUUCACGACUACAUGGACUUCUUGCGUCGAAUCAAUGAGUCGAUUGUUGGCGUUUCGACGAGUCAAUGGAUCCCACAGUCACCUGGAGUGCAAAAGGUGCUCCAAAUUCUCGAAGAGGUGAAAUCUUGGACCACUAAACACCCGCCAGAAGAGGAGAUGAUGCAACGAUACGGGAAUAAGGCUUUCCGAAAGUGGUAUGAUGAACUGCAACAAAACGCGAAACGAUUGCUGAAAGAAGUUACCGAAGAUUUGGACGCCGAAUCACCCGAGGAAAUUCUCUAUCCCUACUUAUUGGACUCAUUUGGGAAUCAAACGAGAAUCGAUUAUGGAUCUGGACACGAGGCUGCGUUUCUGAUUCUUUUGUUGUGCUUGGAAAAGAUUGGUCUUUUCACGAAAGAGGAUUCAGCGGCGAUCGGAAUCGUCUUGUUUGGAGAGUAUCUUCGAGUUUGUCGACACUUGCAAAGAACCUAUAAAAUGGAGCCCGCUGGAUCACAUGGAGUGCACAGUUUGGACGAUUAUCAAUUUGUUCCAUUUUUAUGGGGCUCUUCACAACUGCGAAACACCGAUUUCAGCCCCGACUCCUACCCGAUUCCGGAAAGAGCUCAAGAAAACGAGAAGAAGUCACUAUUUUUGGAGGCAAUUGUGUACAUAAACGAGACAAAAACGGGCCCAUUCCAUGAACAUUCAAAUCAACUUUGGAAUAUUUCCGGUGUACCCUCUUGGGACAAAGUCAAUUCAGGUCUCUUAAAGAUGGUAAUGGAAGCUCUUGUGGCCGAAGAGUUUGACGAUUUGGACUUGAACCUAAGCCACGAAAUCAUCGGACGAAGCGACAUGGAGCUGGGCGAUGUCACUCAACACAACGUGCAGCAACUCAAAAAGCUUAAUCAGGCUGUCUUUCCAGUAGUCUACAACGACAAAUUCUACAGGGAAAUUAUCAACGCCGGUGAAUUGGCCAAAUACGCUUAUUUUAACGAUAUCGUUGUGGGCGCCGUUUGCUGCCGCUACGACACAUUUGAGGGAGGGAAGGGUCUCUACAUCAUGACGUUGGGCACGUUGGCGCCAUACCGAAACUUGGGAAUUGGGCGAAUGUUGUUGGAGCACGUGUUCGAUCUUUGCAAAAACGAUCAUGCCAUUACAAAUGUCUUUUUGCAUGUACAGGUUAACAAUGAGACGGCUCUUGACUUCUACAAGAAAAACGGUUUCGAAAUUCGUGAUGUCGUCGAGAAAUACUACAAGCGAAUAGAUCCCGAUAGCGCCUAUUUGGUGGUGAAGAAAAUCGAGCGA
Molecule: messenger RNA, 1416 nt
Organism: Mesorhabditis belari
Lineage: Eukaryota; Metazoa; Nematoda; Chromadorea; Rhabditida; Rhabditidae
Source: the annotation of a GenBank genome assembly